This is a messenger RNA of Paramecium sonneborni, 1950 nucleotides long. Lineage: Eukaryota; Ciliophora; Oligohymenophorea; Peniculida; Parameciidae. The record is from the annotation of a GenBank genome assembly.
AUGGUUGAUGCCAAACAAUUGAUACCAAUGAAACGAUUUUUGGAGACUUAACAAGAUAAAAUUAAAUUAUUUUCUAUUGAUUAACCAGAAUAAAUACAUAUGUAAAAUUGAAAUAAUAACUAAAGUUAUCAUAAUAUGGGUCGUGUUACAAAAAUAGAGACUAAAUCCAUAUAAGAAUAGAAAUAAAACAUAUCAAUAGGAUUUUUUGCAAUUUAUGGAAUGAUGUAAUUAAAGAAUUGGUCAUAUUUGUUAUUGGUAACUGAAGCAAAUAUGGUUGGACAAAUAUGGUAAAGAACCAUAUUGUAAGUAGAAAAGAUAAGUUUCUUACCAUUAGUUUAAAAUGGAAGAAUGGAUGAGUAAUCAUAUUGGUUUAAGCAAUAGUAUUCAUUAAGAUGAUUAGUAUUAUUGUAAAAUGCUAAAGGAAGUGUUUUCUACAAAGACAUUAUAUUUUAGUUAUGAAUAUGAUUUAUCUAAUCCUUUUGAUAAAGUUAUAAGAAAUUAAUCUCAAUUUAAUAGUUCUUAGUAAAAUAUAAUUGAUGGACUUCGCUAUUAUAAAAUACCUAAUCAUCGUUUUGUGUAUAAUUGGGAACAUAUUAAGUUUUUGAAUUAAUUCUAAAGUACAAAUUUAUAAGCAUUGUAAUAUUGGUAAACAAUAUUCAUAAGUGGAUGUGUAUUUAUUAGAUAUUGUAAACUUAAUUAAUAAUCUGAUUGUUUUCUUAUUUUAAUAAGUAGAAGAGAAACUCUUAGAUCAGGAAGAAGAUUUGUAUAAAGAGGAUGUGAUUAAGAAGGAAAUUGUACUAAUUUUGCUGAAACUGAAUAAAUAUUAUUUCUAAAUAGACAAGAGUCCAGAGAAAUAUAUUCAUUUAUUUAAACUAGAGGUUCUAUGCCAUUUAAUUGGUAAUAAUAACCAACAUUAAAAUGGGCACCUAAAGCUACUAUUAUUGGUGAUAGAUCAUAUAAUUAAGAAUUAUGUAAAAAACAUUUUGAAACAUGCGCAUAAUCAUAUUAAUAAUUAUAAAUAAUUCUUAAUUUAAUUGAUAAAAAAGGAACACAAAAAAUGUUAGGAGAAUAUUUCACUAAUAUGAUUGGAGGUGUAAAAACUGUUAAAAUUAAAUAUGUAUGGUUUGAUUUUCAUCAUGAAUGUAGAAAUAUGAAAUAUGAGAAUCUUUCUAAAUUAUUAAAUGAAGUUAAAGAUGAUCUCAAAAAAUCAGGAUAUUUUCAUGCAGAUAUUGAUAAGAACAAUAAUAAUAUUUUAUCUAAAAUAAAUAAUUAAUAAACAGGAGUUGUAAGGACUAAUUGUAUGGAUUGUUUAGAUAGAACAAAUGUUGUUUAAUCAGUUGUAAGUAGAAAUUUUUUAUUACAAAUUUUAAAUUAAACAAAUAUUAUUCAUACAUUAACUGGUGAAGCUUUAUAAGUAUUACCAAAUGAUUUAGAAUAAAUAUUUAGAGAUUAAUGGACUAAAAAUGCAGAUAUUAUGAGUAUAUUAUAUUCAGGAACUGGAGCAUUGAAAACUGAUUUUACUAGAACUGGUAAAAGAACAUUCUGGGGAUCAUUAUAAGAUGGUAAGAAUUCAAUACAUAGAUAUUAUAUUAAUAAUUUUGUAGAUGCACAUAAUUAAGUAAUAUUAUAAUAUCAUCAAUUUUUAGAAUUGCAUUGAUUUGGCAUUAGGAAAACUAGAGAUUGAUAAAAUUAAUUAUAAAAAGCCUUAAUUCAAUGGUGUCUUACAAUUAUUCAUUUUUGUAAUAUAUUUACACUAAUUCAAAGAUUAUUUUCUUAAUGUACCUUAUGACAAGUUUAUUACCUGGAUUAAUUCUGGAUGAUUAAUCUAUUUAUCAUAGUUCUUGUUUUAUCAAACUAUUUAUAUUUGGAAUAAGUCUGUUUAUUACGAGUAAAAUUUUACUGAAAACCCAUAAUUUGUUUAUAACCAAACCGAUAAGAGAUCAAAGUUGA